This is a messenger RNA of Ilyonectria robusta, 3005 nucleotides long. RefSeq lists its product as uncharacterized. Gene Ontology annotation, cellular component: chromatin. The record is from RefSeq and is a predicted model, not a curated record. Gene Ontology annotation, molecular function: zinc ion binding; DNA-binding transcription factor activity, RNA polymerase II-specific; RNA polymerase II cis-regulatory region sequence-specific DNA binding. Lineage: Eukaryota; Fungi; Ascomycota; Sordariomycetes; Hypocreales; Nectriaceae. Gene Ontology annotation, biological process: regulation of transcription by RNA polymerase II; DNA-templated transcription. Bases 218 to 2995 code for a protein of 925 amino acids. The transcript has 7 exons.
UCACCCAUAUUUUGCUGAACUUGCAUCCCUUUUCUUUUCCCCCCACAUAAUCGAAGAUCCCUGUGCCCUGAAAGUUAUCGGCUGGAAGCUGGAAAAGGUUGACCCAGGUCGAAAGAGAAUACCGUGUCAAAGCCGACAGUCUCCACUCAGUCAAGACAUCCUCUUUACCAUCCAGUAUUCGGUUCUAUCUAAAAUAAGCCGUGUCUGCCAUCCCAGAAUGGUCAAUACCAACGACAAACGCCGCAAAUGCGCAUUUUGCGACCGAGAGUUCACCAAGGACGAACAUCUCAAGCGUCAUCAACGAUCACACACCGGAGAAAAGCCGUUCAAAUGCCCCAAGUGUGAUCAGCGGUAUGCACGAAGUGACGUUCUGGCGAGACAUAUACAGAAUCACCCGAGGAGGGCGUAUCGGAGCAAGCAAGUCCCCAGUCCAAAGACUAGUCAGCAGUCCACCUCCAUUUCAGCCGACGAUAUCCAACCAGAGGGUGAUUUUCUACAAGCAAGAAGCUUAACACCUCUAGCCUGCCUUAACCUGGACUGGGAUGCCAGAGUCCCUGACAACUCUUCAUCAAGCAGCAGUCCUCCAGUGGAUCCGACUAAUCAAUAUAUGUUGACCUCGACGGCUGAUCGACCUGUCCGGGAUUGGCUUUCACCCCUAAUAGAGUCGGCAAAUAGCAUGAACGAAUGUGUUUUCGCCCCCCUAGAGAUGCAAGAGCCGAAUGUGCACCACCCUUCGGGAACAGAGAACCGCCCAACGAUCAACCUUUCUCCGCACAUGCACAUUUCUCCUUUCCUGGAUCAGCCGAUAGGUGACUCGUGGCCAUUUUCUACCACACUCUACGCUGAUUACGACCUCAGCCAUAUCAAUAUGGAUGUUGCCUGCACCGGAGCCGACGCAUCACUUGGAGGCCCCAGUGAGCUUCUACAGAGGCAACCGAGUCCAUUUAUAUUGGAAUCCCCAUUGUUAGACGUCCCAAUGAUCAAUGGCAACACACCAAAAGCAAUGGCCCUUCCCCGUGUCUCGCCGGGAUCACCAGAUUCGUUAAAUCGCGUCCAGCAGCUGUGGUCCGGUAGAGGGUCGUCUCAGCCAGCGCUUCUUAUUCAAACGUUGUGGAACGAUAUCGCAGAGCACAAAUCGGAUAAUAUCUUUUCGGACCCUGGAGAGCAUGUUAAUUUGCCGCAAACCGCUCCCUCAGACCUCAGACCCGAAAACGAUAUGAGCGACAAAAUCACGAAACCUUGUUGGGAGAGGCUCUUCACCUUUUGCAGUCAGACUCAAAGCAUUCCAGAAAAGAGUGGGGUAGCAAACGUGCUGCCCUCUUCUGAGCUUCAACUAUGUGAGCUUUCCUCUGAUCCGCUGACCGGCGCGGACCACCUAGAUAUACAAUUCCUGUCAGUGGAAAUGCUCGACCUUAGCCUGAAGUUUUUCUUCCGGCACGUCCAGCUGUCUUUGCCCUUCGUGCAUCAGCCCACUUUUGAUGUCUCGGAUACACCAUGUCUGCUCCUGUUGCCAAUGAUAUUAAUCGGUUAUUCGAUUCUCGAUCCACAUGGCUCAGUGGUUUUUGUUUCACGUUUCCGUGCGCGCCUCAUUGAGCUUUGUCGAGUGGAUCUAGCUUGCAAGGCUCGUGGGAAAUCCGGCUCGCCAUCGGCAUUGAUCCGCUCGCUAGCAUCUUCAAUUCUAGUUUUGUACCUCAACUUAGAAGACCAAAACCGCGAAGAGGAGGCCGCCCUCAUGCUAUGUGCCCAGACGUUACACAUUGCCGAAAAGCAUGGGUUAUACGAGACAUUUGAAAGCCAGAACCUUAUCGACGGUCUGCUUGCCAAAUAUUCUGAUGGAGAGAGUGGUUGGAAGCUGUGGGCAAGGGUCGAGUCUGUCAAAAGGCUGAUAUUAUCCUUGAUGCGCAUGGACGCAGCUUAUGCCCGCUUAAUGGGCACUACUGGAGUCAUCGACCCUAACCAAGUCAAUAUCGUCGUUCCAGCCAUCAGUGAUCUCUUCGACUCACCCAGUGCGGAUAAAUUCGUCAAGGAUGCGAAGACGACAGAUGUGACUAUGUCUGUUAUUCGCAUGCGAUAUCUUGCGAAAUGCGCACUUGGGAGCGAUAUGAUGAACAAAUUCCUCCUAAGGGUUAUUUUGGACAAUAUUCACACACAGAUCUCCAAUGCCCAAGUCAAGAUCUUCUCGGCUGCGGAUCAUACCGUGUUACAAUCUUCCGCUUUUGCACCAGUUAACCUUUACAACCAGUCUGCGGAAGCCAAGAACAUCAGCAGACAACUUGUUGCUAUAUCGAAGGAUUACGCAGAGCUGUUUCGACCCUCUACUGGUCAACUUUCCUCAUUGACAUGGAAUUAUCUGUGCAUGGUCAUUACCGCCCCUGUCGAACAGCUAGAGCUAGCACUCGGUCGCCGCGGCCACCAAAGUGCGCUCAAAGCCCGUGGUGCUAUCAAAGUGUGGUCCAAAACACCGGCUGCCCGUCGAGCCGUUUUACACGCGGCCCAAAUAUUCUACAUUCUCACCAAUGGCGCCCAUUUACCGUUGCCUUUGGUGGAAAAGACGUUGCUCCGAGUCGAAUCCAUGGUAUUCACAGCAGCAUUGGUAGUCGGUCUGUAUUUUUUUACGGAAGGAACACCAACGCCUCCAUCCACAGCGGCUGAUAAGAGCAUUCCAACCAAUAAGUUGGAACUCCUGCAGGAGAUUGACUGGGCUAUGAUCGAUGAUGAGGGCUUCACGGGGUGGCAGUUUGAUUGGACGAUGGCUCUGGAGAGUGCAGAACGAACCCCUUCCAGUCAAUGUACGGCGGUCCAAGCCCGGCAGUUUAUUCGUAACGGCUUGUUUUUGCUUACGUUUGAUUGCGAUUCUCAAAUUCAAGGCGCCAAAACGGCCAGAAGAAUUUUUCAGGAAUACGCCUAUCUUCUCGACCAGCUCAGCGGGCAUAAUGGGUCUGACAGCAGCAUUGCAAACCUGGCGAGGUCAAUUAGUAAUGUUCUGGAGCCCUGAAAAAUAAAUG